AUGGUGGCGUGUAAACUUGGACGAUUUUAUGUAAAUGAAAAGCAGAUGUUGGAUGUGAACUAUGUGCUGAAGAAUGGCGACUCUAUACAUCAUUGGGGUCAUCGUCAUGAACAUCCAGUUCUGUUGCAUCGGUUGGACCGGGCCACUUCUGGUGUGCUGAUGUUUGCAAAGAAUUAUGAGACUGACAGUGAGUUCAAGAAGACGUUGAAGGAGGGCGACUGGUCAAAGGAGUACGUCUGCAUGGUGGAGGGCGAAUUUCCUGAUGAAGAGAUUGAGUGCAAUGAGCCAAUCGAUGUGCUGGUCAUCAGUAUGGGCAUUCAAUGCGUUCGACCUGACGGCAAGGUAGCUCACAGUCGCUUCAAAAAGCUGUGGUCUGACGGAAAGCAUUCCGUACUUUCCGUUAGUAUAACAACUGGUCGCCCCCACCAAUUCGUGUACAUGCCCAAUUUUUGGAACAACCUCUUUAUAGGUUAUCCGAUCGUGGGUGACCGAAUUUACAACUCCACUGUGUGGGGCGAUUCUAAAGGAAAGGGCGCAAAAUAUGGGAAAUCCUACGAUGAGUUAUGUGCUGAUGUACAUGCCGCCCACCGCUCCUCCAACUGGCACGAAACCGUUGCUCCGGAUUACGAAUCGAAAAUGGAACGCAUGGCUAGCGAGGAG
Molecule: messenger RNA, 660 nt
Organism: Ostertagia ostertagi
Lineage: Eukaryota; Metazoa; Nematoda; Chromadorea; Rhabditida; Trichostrongylidae
Source: the annotation of a GenBank genome assembly